AUGAAAUCGUUAUACAAAGAUACGAAUAUAUGUGAGGUCUCCUGUGCCGAAACUCUGCUUGCCUUGUUGGAAGCUGCUUUCAGCGUAAUGAAUGAGGAGCGAAAAUCUCAGCACUUUUUGCCAGCUUUGCGCCGCACAUUGAGAAACUUCGCAGUAGCUCAGUCUGAUGUCACGCAACUUCUUCUGAGCAGAUGCACAGAACUCUUGGAAUUAGCCCAACUAAACACACCAGUGGCUCUUCUUCUGUCGCAGUGCCUUUUGGAUAGUUGCAGGGCGAACUCUCAAGGCGAAGCAUGGGCCAGCAUUGUUUUCGAUCUUGCCGUUUUUGGGCCUAUACCAAAAAAGGAGCAUAAGGUGCUUAAUGCUGCAUACGACAUGAUUUAUGAGGAGCGUGUUAACAAUUUUGAUGAUGUACACAGGCCGUUCGAAGUUCUCCAGCGCACGCGACUGAAUGGCAUCUGUCUCGCUCUUCGUCUUGCUAGGGAUAGCUCCAUGUUCGCGAAACAUCUUGCUGAGCACAUUGUUGCUGAGACCAACUCUAUGAAUAAAAGCUUCUUCUCGGACGUGAUUAACGUCGUUUUUUCGAACUGUGUGGAUUGGAUAGUUGAUCCAUGUCAGCAGUUUUCUAUCAAGCUCUUGUUGGAAUGGGUUCUUGUGCGUCUAGCUUCUCGUUCAAUGCAACUGAAACAAAGAGUGAUUGACUUGGAAAGAUCUUUUGCUAACAAACGAAUUGGGAGUGUUUCGUCAUGGAUCAAUAUGAUGGUUCUAAUGUCACGCAUGGAAGGAAAGGAGGCUUUGGUGGCCCCUUACAUAGAACUGAUUUUACCGUGGACAACUGCUCAAAAUUUUGCUGUGCGGUGCACUGCUGUCGCGGCCUUACGGUUACUCUAUAAUAGCCUUCCGAACGAAGAGCUCAUGAAAUGGAGUCUGUUGCGAAGGGUGGUGGAAUUUGAUGGCGAACCUGCUGGCCACUUCGAUAUGCAAACAGUUCUGAAAGAAAUACCGGAAAAGACAGGGAUGCCGGCUGAAGAGACGAUUGGCGUUGAUCUCCUCAAGAAGUUCAAUUCAUCGGAAAUCGCAAGUACUAACGAGGAUUCCCAUUUCAUCUCUGCGCAAUCCUUAGUGUACUCAGCUCUUUCAAAAAGCAACCGAUGCGCCCCUGAAAUGAAUGAGGACGGGCAGGACGUUGAACCGCUGGGAAAUGGAGGGUCAUCCCUUGUUCAACGCAAGCUCGUUACUAAAGACAGAAGUUCAUGCGAGGACUGUAGCCUUGUGGUUGUGGCAUCUCUCGUCGACAAGCCUAACAAUCUAGGAGGAUUAUGCCGCACUUGCGAAAUAUUCGGUGUGGAUCAGUUAGUUAUCGCUGAUCCAGUCUUCUUAUCUGACACUGGUUUCAAAGCUCUGAGCAUGUCAAGCGAAAAGAAACAAAAAAUAGAAUUUGUUCGUCCGGAACGUCUCUUAUUCUAUUUGGAAGAAAUGCGCUCGAAGGGCUACACAGUUAUUGCAGCAGAACAAACCACUGACAGCACUGUUCUGCUCCUUGGAGAUGAGAAGGAAGGUGUUCCAGUAAAUCUGUUACGGUGUGUUAAUCAAACUGUGGAAAUUCAGCAGCUCGGCCAGACUCGAAGCCUCAACGUUCAUGUGUCUGCUGCGCUGUUCAUAGCGAAAUAUGCAGAGCAAAUCCUUUUAUGUUGA
Cooperia oncophora is the source of this 1695-nucleotide messenger RNA. The record is from the annotation of a GenBank genome assembly. NCBI's taxonomy places the organism in Eukaryota, Metazoa, Nematoda, Chromadorea, Rhabditida, Trichostrongylidae.